GCAGCGCAGGUGGAGAUCUCCGGCAUUAAAGUGCGCCACCCGGGGAUCCUCCUCGGCCACAAACAAAACCUUCCUCGUCCCCCGCGCCUCCCAAAUCUUUCCCUUCCACUCCGGGACACCCCCCUCUCGUUUCACAUCGCAUUCAUCGCCCCGUCCGCUCUAUCCCCCAGGCCUCGACAGCUCCGUAGGUCUAGCCUCGUGCGCGCGCUGGCGCCUCGAUCCUCCAGCAACUACUACUUCUACUAGUACUACCAGUUGAGCUUUCCUUGUAGUCCUUGUCCUCGGGAGCGCGAAGGAGAUCAUUACCCAUGGGGAGGAGGGCGCCGUGCUGCGACAAGAAGGGUCUCAAGAAGGGGCCGUGGACGCCGGAGGAGGACAAACAACUCGUCGACUUCAUCCAGGCCAACGGCCAUGGCAGCUGGCGCCUGCUCCCGAAGCUCGCAGGGUUGAACCGGUGCGGCAAGAGUUGCCGGCUACGGUGGACGAAUUACCUGCGGCCGGACAUCAAGCGCGGGCCCUUCACCGCCGAGGAGCAGAAGUCCAUCAUCCAGCUCCACGCCAUCGUCGGCAACAAGUGGUCCAUGAUCGCGGCGCAGCUGCCCGGCCGGACGGACAACGAGAUCAAGAACUACUGGAACACGCACCUCAAGAAGCAGCUCCGCCGGAUGGGCCUCGACGAGCCCCCGCCCGGCCCGACCGCCGCGCGCCACAUGGCGCAGUGGGAGACCGCGCGCCUGGAGGCCGAGGCGCGCCUCUCGCUCCUCUCCUCCUCCGGCGCCGCGGCAACGGCCACCACCUCCGGCUCCGCGUCCUCUUCAUCGACCGCGGCCGCCGGCGCCCCGAUGGCCGAACACGCGAAGCCCGCCGACGUCUUCCUGCGCCUGUGGAACUCGGAUAUCGGGAGCUCUUUCCGCAAGGCGGCCGCGCCGGUGUCCGUCAAGGAGGAGGAAGCGGUGCUGCCGGGGGCGGGGGACGACUCCUCGGCGGCGUCCAACGAGAUGGACGCGGCGGCGGCCGAGUACCAGAUGUUCCUCGACUUCGCCGGCGAGGAGCUGGGUCUGUUCCACGGCCGGCACGGCGGCUACUCGCUGUUCCCGCCGCUCGACGUGCUCUCAGAGGCGUCCCUGGACACGGCGUUCUAGCAAGACUGCUGCUAGCGCGGGGGUCACGUACGUACGCCUGUGGGCACGUACGUAUGUUGUAGAUAUGCUUGCCUUUUGUGGCGUCCGAUGGGCUUAUGGCGCGCGUAUGGGAGUAGUUAGUACGUGUGCCAAGCAAAGAUGCACGAGAGAUUUUUGGUAGGAAGCUAGCUAGGGUUUCAGUUAGUAGGAGGUUUAACUGGGGCUAAGGCUGGACAUCAUGGUGUAUUACGGCUUGUGAUUGGAUUCUCUCCGGAGACGCUCUAAUACAUCGUAUGAUGUUCGAUCUUAA
Messenger RNA from Hordeum vulgare subsp. vulgare (domesticated barley), 1431 nucleotides. RefSeq names its product transcription factor MYB17. The record is from RefSeq and is a predicted model, not a curated record. The coding region runs from base 309 to 1142 and encodes 277 amino acids. The transcript is spliced from 3 exons. NCBI's taxonomy places the organism in Eukaryota, Viridiplantae, Streptophyta, Magnoliopsida, Poales, Poaceae.